ACUGUGGGCUGAGGUAGGAAACGCAAUCUCACGCAGCCAGCGCAGAGUCCCUUGUUCAAGAAACGCAUUUUCUGCUGCGCAACACAUCUUAUUUUUCGCUACAAUGUCGAUGACAGUGAAAGCUUACCUUAUCGGUAAGGACGACUGCAACAAGGAGAUCCGCCGCUUUGCCGUGGAUCAGGAUGUCUCAACAAGUUUCGAGUAUUUGAAGAGAAAAGUGCUCGAUGUUUUCGUCGGUCUCAGGACUGCGCCCUUUCAAAUGUCCUAUAAAGAUGACGAUGGUGACAUGAUUGCUUUCUCCUCUGACGAUGAGCUAAUGAUGGGUUUGGCUCUUGUGAAGAAUGACACUUUCCGUGUCUACAUCAAACAAAGAAAGGAGCACAAACGUGAUCCCUCACCUCAUGGGGUCCCUGGGUUCUCAUUCCCCCUGCCUCACUUUAGCCCCCCAGGACCUAAUCCUAUGGGUCCACCUCCAAUGGGUCCCCCAGGAGGACCUCACAUGGGGCCUCAUCCUCAUCACCCUGCAAUGCUGCACCGAGGGGUGACCUGUGACGGGUGCGAAGGGCCGGUGGCUGGAACACGUUUCAAGUGCACCGUUUGCCCCGAUUAUGACUUGUGCUCCUCCUGCCAGGCCAAAGGCCUCCACAAGGAGCAUGCUCUCCUGCCCAUCUUUCACCCCAUGGCCAACAUGUUUGAGUGGAUCCCACGUGGGAAGAUUUGGCGUAAGAUGAGACACUGCAUGUGGGCAAAUACCCAGGCUCAGGCUCAAGCCCAAGCCCAAGCCCAAGCCCAAAACCAGGCUCAGCCGGACUCAUCUGGAGUCCAGCAAAACCAGGAUGCUUCUGAAAACAUGAGAGAGAACGGUGCUACUGAUCCUUCCCAGGCUAAUAUGGAGUACCUAAAGAACAUUGGCGAGGGAGUGGCGGCCAUGUUGAGCCCCUUUGGCAUAGAUGUGGACAUCGACGUUGAGCAUGAGGGGAAGCGUACCAAAGUUACACCAACUCCUCCUGCCUCCAGUGGGCCACCCAGUGCUCGGAGUGAGAAUGGCUCCAUUCUCUCCAGAGGGUCUGGUCCAGGAAGCCAGGCCACUGAAGAGAGCAUCAGUGAGGGAACAAAGGGGCAGAAAGACCAAGGCAGUGAUGAGGAAUGGACUCAUCUCAGCUCUAAAGAGGUGGACCCCUCCACAGGAGAGCUGCAGUCCCUCAGGUUGGAGCAGGAUGGGACAGAUCUUCCAGCCCCGCUAAGUACAGACUCCAGCACAAGCGCCUCUGAGGGUCCCACUGGUCUGCGUGAGGCAGCUCUCUACCCACACCUUCCUCAAGAUGCAGACCCCAAGCUGGUGGAGUCUCUUUCUCAGAUGCUCUCCAUGGGCUUCACUGAUGAGGGUGGAUGGUUAACCAGACUACUCCACACCAAGAAUUUCGACAUCGGAGCUGCCCUGGAUACCAUCCAGUACUCCAAAUCCAGCCCACAGAAGUAGAGAAGGAGCACAGGAAUAAAGAAGACCUGGGCCAUAACUAAUAAUAUUUGAGACUUCUGGCCUAUUUUCUAUUAACAAAGUCUUUCCAUACUUUUUCAAUGACAAAUUCUUUACGUAAAUGUUAUCAACAAUAUCAAUUACUCAGGUGACUGGCACGUAGUUAAGUUCAUUAUUGGGCUUUUAUGCAAAAUAGAUAUAUUCAGCAUUUCUGUCAUUAACACUACACCUCAUGUUAUAAAGAUUAUUAUCAUUGUAUAUGCAUAUUACAUAUAAAAGUAGAGGUCUACAUUUGUAUGAUUUUUCUAUUUGCAUUUACCAGUAAGAAGAGUUUGUAGGCGAACAGAAACCUGGGGGUAUUUUUAUUGUUAGUUUGAAUAAACAGAUGGAAUCAGGUUAACGUCGCUGUAGGUCUUCUAAAAUUCCUGUCCUUUCUAUCCAAAAUAAAAAAAAUAAAAAAAAUAAAAA
Onychostoma macrolepis is the source of this 1945-nucleotide messenger RNA. RefSeq names its product sequestosome 1 (gene sqstm1). Gene Ontology annotation, biological process: endosome organization; mitophagy; aggrephagy. The record is from RefSeq and is a predicted model, not a curated record. The transcript has 8 exons. Gene Ontology annotation, cellular component: aggresome; amphisome. The coding region runs from base 104 to 1480 and encodes 458 amino acids. Lineage: Eukaryota; Metazoa; Chordata; Actinopteri; Cypriniformes; Cyprinidae. Gene Ontology annotation, molecular function: zinc ion binding; protein kinase C binding; K63-linked polyubiquitin modification-dependent protein binding.